Molecule: messenger RNA, 393 nt
Organism: Monascus purpureus
Lineage: Eukaryota; Fungi; Ascomycota; Eurotiomycetes; Eurotiales; Aspergillaceae
Source: the annotation of a GenBank genome assembly
AUGAACACGAUCAGAUCAACCUGGGUAGGCUGGGGUGUUCUCUGUGUUGCCGGCGGCGGUGCAUACUACUACGCCAAAAAAUCCAUCAACGCCGACCGUUCCGCCCGGUAUGAAAGCGAGAUCAAGCGCAAGGCGCAACUAGCGGCCCAGGAGGCGGAGUUUCGACGCAAAUCAGCCCAGAUACCGAAACCCACAGACGAUCCGAGCCUGAAACGGGCGAAUCUGGCACAGCAGGCCCCGAGGGAUGAUACAGCAUCGCCUAGUACGGAGGCAGCGCGCGAUCCUGCACCGACCCGGCAUGAUCCCCUCACGGAAACGGAGCGGGUGUCGGAGAAGGGGAAGUAUGAAGCUGCGGAGCCGUUUCGGCCUCCCAAGGGGAACCGGUUUAGCUAG